AGUCUUCGACGUUCAAACUUCGAAGUCCAAGAGAGGAAGUCGUGCGCUAAUCUUCUGUUCGCACAUCUGCUCGAGCGACAAUGGAUCCUCGUCUAUGGCACAAAGUUGCUGCCAUCUCUGGAGUUGCAGCUCUUGGUCUUGGCACCUAUGGAUCCCAUGUUUUCAAACCUGAAAACCCAGUUUACAAAGAGGUUUGGCACACUGCAUCCCUCUACCACUUGGUUCACACGGCAGCUUUGGUUGCAGCUCCCGUCACCAAACACCCCAACAUUUUUGGAGGCCUUCUGACCGCUGGAAUUCUGGCUUUCUCGGGAACGUGUUAUGCUGUUGCAUAUCUUGAAGACCGAAAAUAUUCUACUUUGGCUCCCUUUGGAGGCUUCGCAUUUAUUGGUGCCUGGGCAAGCCUGCUUUUCUAGAUCAUUGAGCUUCCUCGAAACAGCAUCAAGGCUCACCUUAGCUGAAUACCUAGAAUCAGCAAAAUGCUUUGGUUAAGAGAUUGAAGAGAAACAAUUAAUGUAAGCUUUUUGUAUUUGGUUUGGGGUUGGACAGUUGCCAAUGGAUGCUUAAUCUGGUAGAUGCAUAUACGGUUGUUAUCUCGUGGAUA
Molecule: messenger RNA, 604 nt
Organism: Telopea speciosissima
Lineage: Eukaryota; Viridiplantae; Streptophyta; Magnoliopsida; Proteales; Proteaceae
Product: transmembrane protein 256 homolog
Exons: 5
Coding region: 81-416 (111 amino acids)
Source: RefSeq, a predicted model, not a curated record